Etheostoma cragini (Arkansas darter) is the source of this 733-nucleotide messenger RNA. It is a transcript of the gene oc90, whose product is annotated as otoconin 90. Gene Ontology annotation, molecular function: phospholipid binding; calcium ion binding. Gene Ontology annotation, biological process: lipid catabolic process; phospholipid metabolic process; arachidonate secretion. NCBI's taxonomy places the organism in Eukaryota, Metazoa, Chordata, Actinopteri, Perciformes, Percidae. The coding region runs from base 1 to 717 and encodes 238 amino acids. The transcript is spliced from 3 exons. The record is from RefSeq and is a predicted model, not a curated record.
AUGCCUCCUGUGUCCUGUCCGAUGUCCCCAGAAUGCCGCCGCCCCUUCACGGUGUUCGGCGGCGACGGGCGAGCCCGGCGGGAGAUGGCGGGUCUGGGGGAGAUGCUGCGCUGCCUGACGGGACGCUGCCCCCAUGAGUACGAGAUGUACGGCUGCUACUGCGGACAGGAGGGCGGGGGACAGCCUCAGGACCAGCUGGACAGGUGCUGCUUCUUCCACCGCUGCUGCCUGAAGCAGCUGGGCGCCAUGGGCUGCCGGUCCGAGAGGAGGCUCAGCGCUCACGUCUCCUGCGACCACGGGAAGCCUCGAUGUGAGUGCGGCACGUUGUUGUUGGCUACAGCCAAUCAGGUUACAGCACAGGAAGACAGGGACGUCAAAACAACAGCUCCUCUUCCUGAAUCUGACAUCAGAUCUGGUCUGGGGAGCUCACGUCAGGGUGUCUCCGUCUGCGCCAGGCUGCAGUGUGUGUGUGACAAGGCGACAGCCGAGUGCAUGGCGGCGGCCCCCUUCAACCACGGCCCGCCGGGCCAGCAGUGCCGCGGCCCCGCGCCCCCCUGCCGCCGGGCCAGCAGGCCCCCCAAACCACGGCUUUCCCCUCAGUCCAGCGAGGAGAGCGGGGAGCCGCGGGGGGGACACUCGAGCGGGAAGACCGGCAGCUCACGGGACACAUCAGGGGACGCGAACACACCGCCGCCUCGCCGAGGGCAAGACAGGUGAGAAGAGCCGGAACUCA